GGUUAUUAUUUUUUUUAACAGUUGGUAACGACGUUUGGUAAAUGCGCUAGUAGCGGGCGUCGCGAUUUUCUUAAAGUUUAUUAAUUUUAUAGCUGCUCAAAUUCGUUAAAACAAAUACAAAAUGAAGAAAAAUAAGCCAAUGUUGCACGAUCCUUUAAUUAUAAAUCGUGUUAAACAGUAUUUAGAAGAAAAUGUAGACAAGAAGUUUUUGGACGUUAGUGUGAUGACUAGACAGUUAAUGGAGCGUUACCCCGAGUAUACACGUCGCAAACAAGCCCCCUUUCGAGCUCUUGUUGAACAAGCUUAUCGCAUUGUAUCGCACAGUUACGGUUUGGAAAGUCAGCCGUCAAGUGGAGAUGAUUCGGAUGGUUCCGAUCUGGAAGUUAUGGAUGAUUCGGUGUCGAGUAAUUUGAUGAACAACUUGAUGAAUAACCUAUAUCAAAAACCAAAGACAAAUGCAUCGAAACCAACAACAACUAAACAAACUGCAGGGGAGGCAAUUGAUAUUAGCAGCGAUGAUGAUAGCGCAGAUGAUAAUUGUACAAAUGGCAAAUCUUCAGAUGGCACAACUGUCCAGAAUGCGUCAAGUACAACAAAAUCAUUUGCCGGUGUUAUACUCACUAAAACCAAUGUACCGGCAGAGUCAUCGUCGAAAGGGUCAUCCAAUUCUGCCACUACUGAUUCUACUAGUGGCGUAUCUGUUACACUUGGAGCUCAAAAGCGUCACGAGUUUCCGGAAUCGACAGAACAACAACAACAACCAAAUAAAAAGCGUAAGUUGGCGCCCAAUGAAGAGAAGAACGACAGAACUCCUCAACUAUAUGAUAGGGGCCACAAUGAGCAGCAGCAGCAGCAGCAGCAAAUGCGUCAGCAGUUGCAACAAAUAGUACGUUCCAAUCGUUUAGCCAAUUACCAGCAACAAAAUAGCGAUGCCGCUUCGGGCGCAUUUCCAACAACAGCUUCGAAUCAAAUUAAUCAACUGCGUCAACGCAAAUUCAAAAAAGAAGUUGUUUUGCGAAAGUCACGUGAAACUUUCCAGGAUAUUGGUGGCAUGGAAAAAACACUGAAAGAACUUUGCGAACUCUUAAUGCAUAUAAAAUCACCGGAUAUUUACUUUGUAUUGGGCUUAAUGCCACCACGUGGUCUACUCUUACAUGGGCCACCUGGUUGUGGUAAAACUUUGCUGGCACAUGCAAUUGCAGGGCAACUAAACUUGCCAUUAAUCGAAGUUGCGGCCACUGAGUUGAUUGCCGGUGUUUCUGGCGAGUCGGAAGAACGUAUACGCGACGUCUUUGAGCAGGCGACUAUGUAUGCACCAAGCGUGCUGUUUAUUGAUGAAAUCGAUGCAAUUUCAUCGAAUCGUUCAAUGGCACAGAAAGAUAUGGAACGUCGCAUUGUGUCGCAGUUGAUAAGCAGCUUAGACAAUUUGAAGUUAACCGAAGAUGGACAAAGUGUUUUGGUGAUUGGCGCAACCACACGACCAGAUGUGCUUGAUCCCGCCUUGCGUCGUGUUGGGCGUUUCGAUCAUGAAGUGGCCAUAGGUAUACCAACGCGUAAAGACCGUAAAGAUAUAUUGACAAUAAUUUGCUAUGGUCUCUCCGUUGACUCGAAGUGUGAUUUCGAUAAAAUAGCAGAGCUAACACCAGGCUAUGUGGGUGCCGAUCUGCUGGCGCUAGUUUCGCGCGCUGCCACAAUUGCAGUCAAGCGGAAGUGUUCAGAGUGUAUACGCGCUUUCCAGUUGGAAUCGCAACGUAACAUAACCAUAGUGGAUUUGGACGAUGAAGCCGACGAAAGCACCGAUGCUAGCAACAAGCUAGCUGAGCAGAAUAAAAAUGACAAAGAUGAAGCUUCAAUUGAUACAAAUUCCAAAGCGGAUGACGCGCAGCCAGCAGCAGAAGCACAAACUGAUGAGCCCACUAGCGCAGCUAAAGCAGAUACGGAAAAUGCUGAGGAGCAGCCAGAAGGCCAAACGAAUGGUACCGAACCGGUUGAAGCAACCACUACCGAAAAGAAGGACGCUGAGGCAAUGGAUGUUGAUGUCGAGGGUGAAGAGGCCGCUAAAGCUGAAGCAAGCAGCAAUACAACAAACGUACAAGUUGCCGAUAGCAGUGUUAAAAGCAGCACGGAUGCAGUCUCCACCAUGGAUGAAAACAAAACAACAGACUCUACUAAGCCCUCAUCGAACACAACAGACGUACCGAAUCUGUCGGAGCCAUCACUUUUGGAGCUACUUAAUUGGCUGGACAAUCCGCCAACGGAUCUAACAUGCGCCGCGGAAUUCUGCAUAACAAUAGAAGAUUUCAUGGAUGCUGUUAAAGUCGUGCAGCCAUCUUCUAAGCGUGAAGGUUUCAUAACCGUACCAGAUGUGACGUGGGCCGAUGUGGGCUCACUGCAUGAUAUACGCGAAGAAUUGCAAUUGGCCGUCUUGGCACCGGUGAAAUUCCCCGAAAAACUGAUUACACUCGGUUUGACAGCGCCGUCUGGUGUGCUGCUCUGCGGACCGCCGGGUUGCGGUAAAACUUUACUUGCCAAAGCAAUUGCCAAUGAGGCGGGCAUUAAUUUCAUCUCAGUCAAAGGGCCGGAGCUAAUGAAUAUGUAUGUGGGCGAAAGUGAACGUGCCGUGCGCGCUUGUUUCCAGCGUGCGCGCAACUCUGCGCCAUGUGUAAUAUUCUUUGACGAAUUCGAUUCGCUGUGCCCGAAGCGUUCCGAUACUAAUGAAGGCGGCUCCGGCACGCGUGUCGUCAACCAAUUGCUUACCGAAAUGGAUGGUGUCGAAGAUCGCAAAGGCGUGUAUAUUUUAGCCGCCAGUAAUCGACCGGACAUUAUCGAUCCAGCUAUACUGCGUCCCGGCCGUUUGGAUACCAUACUUUAUGUAGGACUGCCGCAAAAGGAGGAGCGUGUCGCUAUACUAGAGGCUACAACGAAGCAACGCACUAGACCCGAAUUGGCGGACGAUGUUGACUUCACAGCCAUAGCUGAGUUCACGGACGGCUACACCGGUGCCGAUUUGGCAGGUCUGGUGCGACAAUCUGCCAUGUUGGCCUUGAAAGAGUCUAUACACAAUCCGGAGUCGACGGAUUUGCGCGUGCGCAAGUCGCACUUUGAUCUCGCACUCAGACUCAUACGACCUUCAGUUAGCGCGCAGGAUCGCAAAACAUACGAGAAAUUGCGUUUGAAGUAUGCCGCACCCAGAAACCCCACAACUACAGACGAUAAUGCUGAAUAAAAAAAAUGUUAGUUAUAAUUAUAAAAUAGUACGUUGCAACUCACGACGAUGGAACGUUGAAUAUUGUAACGCUACAUUUCAUCGUUAAAAUAUUAUAUAUAUAUAUAUACAUAUGUUUUUAAUACAACAAACGAACCCAAUUACUCUGGCGUAUAACUGAUUAAAACAAAAUGAAAAAAAGAAAAACACCCUAUGUACAACAGUAUCUCGAGCCCCUUCAUUCUAAAUGUUAUUUUGAAACGUUUACUUUAAUUUACCUUUCUCUUUGUAAGUCCCCAUUCUAUGAAUUAAUUUUCGUUAUCUUUUUUCCAAGCAUUGAUCAUAAGUAUUGGUUUAUAAAUAAAUAAAAAGAGAAAUGUGUACGCUUCGAAAAUGACACCAUUCAGUCUCCGAAAACGUGCAACAAUAUCGAAAACACCAACAAAAACG
Molecule: messenger RNA, 3655 nt
Organism: Zeugodacus cucurbitae (melon fly)
Lineage: Eukaryota; Metazoa; Arthropoda; Insecta; Diptera; Tephritidae
Gene: smid
Product: nuclear valosin-containing protein-like
Exons: 11
Coding region: 122-3226 (1034 amino acids)
Biological process (GO): ribosome biogenesis
Cellular component (GO): nucleus
Molecular function (GO): ATP hydrolysis activity; RNA binding; ATP binding
Source: RefSeq, a predicted model, not a curated record